GUACAAAUUAAUAAAAAAAAAAAGGAAAAAAAAAAAACGGAGCUUAUUUGAAUACCCAAUCAGCUUUAAAGAAUAUUAAAUUAUUAUACAUGUGGGGCAAUAUAUUUAAGGGGAAAGAAGUGAUCUUUUUUAUAACUUUUUUUUCAUAUUUAUUCAUAUUAUAAUACUGAAAAAAGAAGAAAAAAAACAUGUCCACUGUAUCUUCUAACAAAUACAAGUAUACUAAUAGACCUUCAGGUUCAUUAAGUUCUACUUCAACUGCAGUUCAAUCUACUGAAUCCGAUAUGUUAUCUGUAUCAAGUCGACAACGUCAGUCUAAGAAAGAUGAGGCAAUUCGUAAAAAGAUUGAACAGGAGUUAUCAAAAAGAAGAAAUAGCUCAACACGUAUUAAACAAACUAAAAAAAUUGCAGGCACAGUUUCUGCUUUACGACCUGCUCAAGCGCUUACAGUAAGAGAGACAAUUUUGGUCAUUGAGGCUGCUCAGUUAAUGGCUGCGAAAAGAAGUGAUUGUGUACUAGUUGUGGAUGAAGAGGAGCAUUUAAGCGGUAUUUUUACUGCUAAAGAUUUAGCAUAUCGAGUUGUUGCAGAUAAUUUAGAUGCAAGAGCAACUACAGUAUCUGACAUUAUGACCAAAAAUCCAAUAUGUGUAACAGCUGAUACAUCUGCUCAAGACGCUUUAAAUUUAAUGGUAUCUCGUGGAUUUCGUCAUCUGCCCGUUUGUAAUGAAGAAGGUGAUAUAUUUGGUUUACUUGAUAUCACAAAAUGUAUUUAUGAAGCAUUACAUAAAAUGGAAAAGGCGUAUGGUUCAUCACGCAAACUUUAUGAUGCACUAGAAGGUGUGGAAAAAGAAUGGGCUAAUAGUCCUGUUCAAUUUGUACAAUAUAUGGAAGCAUUAAGAGAUAAGAUGUCUUGUCCUGAUUUAACGACUGUUUUGGAUUAUUCUAAUCCUGUCCAGGUACCUGUGAAAGCUCAAGUACGUGAGGUAGCAAAGUUAAUGAAAGAAUAUCAUACAACAGCUGUACUUGUGAUGGACCAUGGUGGAUUAGCUGGUAUUUUUACUUCAAAGGAUAUUGUUUUAAGAGUGAUUGCUGCAGGUCUUGCUCCAGAUAGUUGUUCGGUUGUUCGAGUGAUGACACCUCAUCCAGAUACAGCUUUACCUUCUACUAGCAUUUUAGAUGCAUUAAAGAAGAUGCACGAUGGUCAUUAUUUAAAUCUGCCUGUAUUAGAUGAUAAUAAAAACAUUAUAGGUUUAAUCGAUGUUCUUCGUUUAACCUAUGCUACACUUGAACAGAUCAAUAGUAUUGAAGGGAAUCAAGGAGAUAAUGGAAAUAAAUUUUGGAAUAGUAUUAUAGCUACUGAUAACACUGAAACAGAAUCAGUUAUUUCAGAUUCGCUUUCACAGGCAGCUAAUUCACACAUGUUUCAGCCUUCUUCACCUCAUUUAGAGCAAACACAUUCAACAAGAAUGGUAUCUCCCUUACCAGGCCAUGCACCUACUUAUACAGGAUUAGGAAAUUAUACUGAAUUAACACCCGCUGAUUCUGCCUCUGCUGUUCAAGAUAAUCAUUCGACAGUAUCAUCACACUUGAAUAACCACACAUUUUCUUUUAAAUUUAAUUAUGGGACCAAGACACAUCGAUUUCAUCAUGAUACUCAUGAUUUUAAGGGACUUUUAGAAGUAAUUCAACAAAAGAUCAUGGUCGAACAUCUUUCUAUUUCACAGUCCUAUAUAGCAGUAAGUCGUGGCAAUAAUCAACAAGAUGAAGAUUGGUUAACGGUAGCCUAUUUGGAUGAUGAAAAUGAUCAAGUGUUGAUGACGAGUGACUCUGACUUAUUAGAUGCUGUUCAAAUUGCUCGUAAAUCAGGACUUGAUCGAGUUCGUCUUUUCGUUCAUGAUUCUUUAGCGGAUGCUAUUGCAGCAGAGCAACAGAAACAACAAGUAGAAUUAUCACAGCAAGAUUCAAUCCAAUUGAACUCUUCAAGUUCACAUAUGAUGAUACCAGAUAGUCAACCUACUACUCUAGGUCAUCUAUUAGAUAUAUCCUCCUCUUCUUUAAAUUCUAGUAGUCACACUAUAGAUAAAGAAGACUAUAUACAAAAAGAAGAAGAAGAAGAAACAAUGAAAAAGAAAAAGACAAUAACAAAAAAACGAGAUCUAUCAAAAGAAUACAAUUUACCUAUUCCUCAGGAUAUGUUACUACCUGCCGCUAUCACAUUUUUAGGUGUAGUUAUCUUGGGUGUCUUUACUAUAUCAAAAUUAACAAAUAGUUCAAAUUCACGUUAUUAAAAAAAAAAAGAUAAUAAAUUUUGAUUUAAUAUUACAAACAUGUAGAGAUAAUAAACUACCUUCCAUUAUUU
Cokeromyces recurvatus is the source of this 2359-nucleotide messenger RNA. RefSeq lists its product as uncharacterized. Gene Ontology annotation, molecular function: protein binding. NCBI's taxonomy places the organism in Eukaryota, Fungi, Mucoromycota, Mucoromycetes, Mucorales, Mucoraceae. The record is from RefSeq and is a predicted model, not a curated record. The coding region runs from base 189 to 2288 and encodes 699 amino acids. The transcript is spliced from 8 exons.